Nelumbo nucifera (sacred lotus) is the source of this 1550-nucleotide messenger RNA. RefSeq names its product phospholipase A1-IIgamma-like. NCBI's taxonomy places the organism in Eukaryota, Viridiplantae, Streptophyta, Magnoliopsida, Proteales, Nelumbonaceae. Gene Ontology annotation, biological process: lipid metabolic process. The record is from RefSeq and is a predicted model, not a curated record. Gene Ontology annotation, molecular function: glycerophospholipid phospholipase A1 activity.
UGGAACAUAUAAAUGGUGUGAUCAUAGUUAAGCAAGCAUCCAAAAAGGAGGGAAGAACUUAAAAACUUUACCCCUCCAGAGUCCAGACAUACAUUGAUUUGGUUAUUUCAAGUUAGGGAGAUGAUGGGUAGUAUAGAUAAAAGAUGGAGGCUUCUUAACGGCCAGGAAAAUUGGAAGAAUCUCUUGGAUCCUCUAGACAUUGAUCUCCGGCGAAACAUAAUUCACUACGGAGAAAUGGCUCAGGCGACUUAUGACACCUUUAUCACUGAGAAAGCCUCCAAGUUUGCCGGAAGCAGCAGGUAUGCAAGGGCGGAUUUCUUUUCCAAGGUGGGUCUAGUGAAAACCAAUCCUUUCAAGUAUCAGGUAACCAAAUUCCUGUACGCUACAUCCCGGAUCGAAGUCCCAGAAGCGUUUAUCAUCAAAUCGUUGUCAAGGGAGGCAUGGAGUCGGGAAUCGAACUGGAUGGGUUAUGUUGCAGUGGCCACAGAUGAAGGGAAGGCUGUAUUAGGCAGGAGGGACAUUGUGGUUGCAUGGAGAGGUACAGUGGAGGACUUGGAAUGGGUUGACGAUUUCAGCUUCAACUUAGUUUCGGCCUCUGAGAUACUGGGAGGCACCAAUGAUCCUAAGGUCCAUCAGGGUUGGUUGUCCAUCUACACUUCUGACGAUCCAAGGUCGCCAUUCAACAAGGCCAGUGCUAGAGACCAGGUUCUGAGCGAGGUAAGGAGACUGGUGGAAUUAUUCAAAGACGAGGAGAUCAGCAUAACCAUAACAGGCCACAGUCUGGGGGCAGCUCUCGGAACAUUGAACGCAGCUGAUAUUGUUGCUCAUGGAUUAAACAAACCCAGAAACCAUCCACACAGGGCCUGUCUAGUUACAGCAAUUCUGUUUGCUAGUCCCCGCGUCGGAGACGACAACUUCCAAGAAGUCUUCUCCGGCCUGGAAAACCUCCGACUAUUACGUGUUCGUAACGCCUUGGAUGUGGUACCCAAUUACCCACUUCUGGGCUAUUCAGAUGUGGGAGAAGAGUUGGCAAUUGACUUCCGGAAAUCGAAAUUCAUAAAGGCUUCUGCAAACCCAUCGCUUUGGCACAACCUGGAGUGCUAUCUGCAUGGAGUUGCAGGAACUCAAGGAGCUAAAGGAGGAUUCAAGUUGGAAGUUGGGCGUGAUAUUGCGCUUGUGAACAAAACGACGGACGCAUUGAAAGAUGAACAUCUUGUUCCAGUGUCGUGGUGGUGCGAGAAGAAUAAGGGGAUGGUUCAAAGGGACGACGGAACCUGGAAGCUGAUGGACCACGAGGAAGAUUAUCCAGAGUUUUGAAUCUUAAAUUGACCGUUGCAUUGCAUUGAGUAGAACCAUAUAUUCUCUAUUCCACUGUUCACUGGAUUCUUUGGUUUGGCCUGGUUUGUUUAUAAAAUGCAUUGGUGCAAAAGUAUAGGAGCGCAAAUGAGUUCAACGCAAUUUCUCUUUUAUUUUGUCCGGACUUUUACAUUAUUUUGUUUGUUUAGGUGUAAAAGUAAAACCCGAAGUAAAAAUGUACCAGAAUUUACAUU